AAAAAUAAUGUGAAAAAUAAAUUGCUUUAAUAAGUUGUAAGUUCGACCAAUCGGUGGUUAUUAUCAAUUAUCAAACCGUCGUCAUUAUCAUUUCCACUACGGCGUGCAGUAGUUGUUUGCCGUCCCUCCAACCAAACCCUAAUUCUUCACGAUCUUCCGAUUCCUCAAUCAUUUAACUCACGACUAGCAAUCGAUUGAACUAAAACCAUCGAAGCAAUCAAAACCCUAAAAAUCUCCCACUUUUCGAAACUCCAGUUGAUAAUAAACCCUAAUGGCUGAUGAGAAAGAGGUGAAGGAAGUAGUGGAGGAGAAGAAUGAUGACGUGGAUAAGAAGAAACCGAAGAAGAAGAAGGGGAUUUUGUCUCGGGUUUGGAAUGCAGUGUUUGGAUUACGUGGUGAUGAUUUUGAGAAGAGGUUGCAGUAUAUAUCUAAAGAAGAGGCCACUCUGCAUUCUAGGUUGAAAAGGAGAUCUUUGAGGUGGAGAACAACUGCCAGAAAUUUAGUUGUUUUUUCUAUUAUUUUUGAGUUGGUUGCGGUGGGUUAUGCUAUAAUGACCACGAGAACAGUAGACAUGGAUUGGAGAAUGAGAUCGGUGCACGUCUUACCCAUGUUUCUUUUGCCUGCGUUAUCGUUCGGCUUAUAUUACGGACUUUCAAGAUUCACUAAGUUUUGUGAUCAAAGGGAUCAGAAAGCAUUAGAGAAGCUUCAAGAAGAAAGGCAAGCAAAAAUCGAUGAACUUAAAGAGAGAACUAAUUACUACAUCACUCAGCAACUCAUUCAGAAAUAUGACACGGAUCCAGCAGCAAAAGCAGCUGCUGCAUCUGUUCUUGCAUCAAAAUUGGGUGCAGAUUCGGGGAUGAAAGUAUUUUUUGCAGACGAAUCACAACCAAACACAUAUGACACCGGGAAAAGCAGCGAUGUUGAGCUUCAACAGUCGAGUGGUCUCAGGAAACGAAAUCAAUCAAACCUUAAAUCUUCUGGAAGCAAUGCGAGCCAACAAUUUGAUAACGUAACUCCUCAGUUUGGAGAAAACGAGGUUUCUGGGAAUUUAACACAUGAUCAACUUGUUGUUGAGCAUCAUAAUCCUGCAGAUUCGGCCACCCAAGAUGGCGGUUGGAUCGCUAAACUUGCUGCAUUGCUUGUGGGAGAGGAUCCCAUGGAAUCUUAUGCACUUAUAUGUGGAAAUUGCCAUAUGCAUAAUGGUCUUGCUAGAAAAGAGGAUUACCCGUUCAUCACUUACUAUUGUCCGCAUUGUAACGCCUUAAAUAAACCAAAGAAUUCGGUACUUCCUUCAGAUGCAAUAGCAAGUGCGGAUGUUAAGUUGACUGAAGAUGUUAACGAGUCAACGGUUGAGAAAGUAUCUGCCGCUAGCAGUAGCACCGUAGCUACACCGGAAGAGAAGGAAGCAAAUGAGAAAACGGCGGCAGCAUAGAUGUGUGUGGUUGUAAUGGUUUUCAGUGCUUGGAUUUGUUGUGUAAGAAAAGGAAUUUUGAUGUUGUAUCACUAGUUCACUAUAGUGGGACCCAUUGUGUUGAUAUAUACAGUGACGAAUAUGAUAUUAUGAUUAAAGGAUACACGUUCAGUCAA
Messenger RNA from Helianthus annuus (common sunflower), 1587 nucleotides. RefSeq lists its product as uncharacterized. Gene Ontology annotation, cellular component: endoplasmic reticulum tubular network. The record is from RefSeq and is a predicted model, not a curated record. Gene Ontology annotation, biological process: endoplasmic reticulum tubular network organization. Lineage: Eukaryota; Viridiplantae; Streptophyta; Magnoliopsida; Asterales; Asteraceae. Bases 272 to 1432 code for a protein of 386 amino acids. The transcript is spliced from 6 exons.